UGGAUGGCGCUGACAAAAUGACGGAGAGGUUAUAAAUAACAGACCCAUCCGUUAAUAUACCCAAGUAAUAGCAGACCGCUUUACCUGUGCCUCCGUUGAUAAACGUAACUGCGCAAUAGGGUAUUACACAGCAGCGAGGAGGUGUGAGCCGGAGGCAUGCGAGGCGUCACAAUGGUGAAGCUAGGCUUGGUAGCUGCACUGAUUGUACUCCUGUCGCUCCUGGUACAGGGGCGACACAGGUCUUUAAAGACAUGCGCACCAGGAAAAGAGCUGAGGAAGAAUGGUCAACAAGAAUGGAAAUGCAAACGAUGCAAAGAUGGCUCCUUCUCCCAUGGUGGCUCUGAACCACGGUGCAAGCACUGUCGCACGUGCACCCACGGGUACAGGAAGAAGUGCAGCAGAAAGAAGAAUGCAGUUUGCAAAAAAUUGUCAUUAGCAGACUGUAUACGGAUGUGGCCACAACACCAGGAAGUCAGAAAGGAAUGUCGCGGCCACAUGAAAGUGCUCACGCAAAUCUUAGGACUGAAGUGCCAGGGAAAGGGCAUGGAAAAGAAACACUGCAUGCGGAAGAUGAUGAAAAAAUCUUACAAUAUGAAUACAAUUCAGCAAGGAGUACUUUAGUAAGUACACCAACAUCACGACCACCACCACCAAACAUUUCAACUACAACACCAACAGCAACAACAACACCAGCAGCAGCAACAACAACAACAGCAACAACGGUAGGAAGUACACCUACAGUCGUCAGUUCCUACUCAACACUGGCACUAUCUGCAUAUAACGAAGCAAACUACGAAGAGCAGGAAUCAGGAACGCAGCCGCCUGAGCCUGAGGAGACCAACUACGUUUACUUGGCAGCUGGUUUAGUGUGCCCGGUUGUCCUUCUGGUACUCAUUGUAAUACUGUUAAAGAGGCAUCAUGUUAAACAUCAGAUGUUGAAGGACAGUUCCACACAACACGAACGGGCACUGGACGGUAAUGUAUAUUCCUCGGAUAGAUCAAAUUUGGAUGAAAGUCUGCAAACUACAUCGACCCAGGAUAUUCCACCCAGUUAUUGCCGGUUUCCUCAAUUAUCACGCCUGCAAACACGAACAGAAACAUCUACAAGUCAGCGGGAGUGCGUUGAUGACGACCGACAGAUGAAGUUAGCUCGCGAUUUGCCUCACAUGGUAUCCAAAGAGUGCGAUCCUGACAGGCAAUGGAAAAACUGGGCUCUUUCGUUGCCUUUACGCAGACCCUGUCCGCAAGCAGCUACGGUGCGUCAAUCUUACUCCGAAGGUGUCCUUCGGUAUCCGAUGUAUGGCAGUUGCAGUGAAACGUUAGCAAGUCCUUUGCAUGACAUUUCAGAUGCUGAGGAUUGUCUUACUUCAGUGAUCUCAGGUGCAAACCUGUCACUGUCUGGACACCACCCCGACACCCCGGUCAGGUCCCCAGCACUAGGAACUGGAGGGGAUGACACGCCGGUCAGGUCCCUAGCUGCAGAAACUGGAGGGGAUGACACUCCGGUCAGGUCCCUAGCAUCAGGAACUGGAGGGGAUGAACGUACCAGUCGUGACACUUUGCUGCAGAGUGACAUCAGCCAAACCUCAUCUGAAACAGAAGAUGAGGAUUUCUCGGCUGAUACUGACAGCCACAGCAGUGAAGGUUCUACUCAGGUAACGUCGCCAGCUGAAAUCUGCUGGCUAAAUAACUGCACUAGUACGAACAGUAGCAUACCUUCUACCCGGCUCGAUAAUUUCUCUAAUAACCUGGACUAUCAGAAACACCUAAACGUCAGACCCGAAAAUGUUUAUGGAAAUCUAUUCACAUCAAAAGGGACACAAACAAAGUAUAAUCAUGAAAACACAAGAACAAUAUUCGGAUACGAAUGGAACAAAUCUGCUGACUUUACAUCCAUGGGAGGACUUCUAGCUAUUCCAAAGUCGGACAUAACCCUCGAGGUUCCAAGGGACGCCGUACCCAAAGGGGAGAGUGUGUGUGUUCAGGCGUUUGUCAGUCCGGAGUUCCACAACCUUCAACCCUUCAUGGACGAUGACGAGGUUGUUGUAUCCCCAGUUGGUGAAUUUCAAAUGUCGUGCAAGAGGAAGUGGUACAGACACGUCAAGAUACAUAUACCAUGCAUCCAGAGGAACCCAAAAGAAACUUUCAGGGUUAGAUUCUUCCAGAAAGAUUCUUCUGGCAAUGUGGAGUUUGGCGAUGUUCCCGUGAAGGAGGAUGGAUUAAACCAGGAACUGUAUUACGUCAAAAAGGAAAAUCAUGUAGAGAUCUUCACCGUGCAUUUCACUGGCUUCUUCUGUUCUGUCUGCGGACACACCUGCCCCCUUGACCUUCUGGCCCUGGUGUUCGGGUGUUACGGUCGCCAUGGCAACGAGGCCUGGAUCACUCUGGUUGUAGGGGACCGCAGGAACAGCAUCCCAGAAGUCAGACAGAAAAUCAUUGACAAAGAGAAGGCUCUGAAUGGCAGUGAGCUGGUGGCUGAACGCCCGGUACGUCUGGUGGAGACGUAUGACUGUCAGAGUCGGCUGAUGUUCACACUCCAUGUCCGGAGUCACGCCGAGAUGUGGAGGAACGCUGACACGGACUCCGGGGAUCAGCAGGUACGGCGACUGCGGGAACUGAUCAGGUGCAGCUGCUCCAAACAACACAAUGUGACAUCUUCCGAGUUUGAAUCCCAUCACCAAUGUGAGGACAACUUGCAGUGGGUGUAUUCAUGUGGUGAUCCGCCCCCCGACACCUUCUCGUGCAAGAUCCUCGUGGAGCACCUUCUGAAUGGGGAUGUUGUCACUCCGAGGCACGACGCAUGCAAGGAAGGCGUGACUAGCAUCAUUGUUCUACCUGUGAAACUGCAACGCCCUCAGCACUUUGAACAGAUGAAAAGCCAAGACGUCCUCCCACCGAUGGGUUUUGGCGAGCUCACCAGUUCAAGGAAGCCACUAUUUUCUCACGGCACUACCUUCUCUUCCACUAGACCGGUUUAUACCCGGACUGUCGACAACAACAAAUAAUCCGUCCAAAUUACCUGUCGACAGUCCGGGUAAAGGGAGAUGAAGUUCUACAUGAGUGACUUCACGCCCAGUGUUCUUGAAAUUAACAAACCAAUUAAAACAGAGUGCGAUAUAUAUAGUAGACAAUAUAUUUAUUUAGUCAAUAUAACAACAUGUAUGUAUC
Haliotis rubra (blacklip abalone) is the source of this 3168-nucleotide messenger RNA. RefSeq lists its product as uncharacterized. The transcript has 11 exons. The record is from RefSeq and is a predicted model, not a curated record. Lineage: Eukaryota; Metazoa; Mollusca; Gastropoda; Lepetellida; Haliotidae. Bases 483 to 3005 code for a protein of 840 amino acids.